Molecule: messenger RNA, 1407 nt
Organism: Paraphaeosphaeria sporulosa
Lineage: Eukaryota; Fungi; Ascomycota; Dothideomycetes; Pleosporales; Didymosphaeriaceae
Exons: 3
Coding region: 1-1407 (468 amino acids)
Source: RefSeq, a predicted model, not a curated record
AUGCCGCAGACUUUCCACGGAUGUGCAGAACGCGUAGGCCAGGAGCAAGCGCCGCUGUUUUCUACUGAGAACUACCAGGCUCAGUUCGCUCGCACGUACUCCGUCUCCGAACACCACUCGUCACUGCCAUACGAUUGGAACCUAUGGUACUACGAGAGCCGAGUGCUCUCCGCUUUCGACAUGGACCGGUUUCUCAAAAUUCGAAAAAACGCAACACUUUGCGAGGAAGGGUUUCUUGGGAACGCUGAUCUCUAUGGACUCGGAAUACGACUUGGACUCUAUCUCCAGUGGAUGUCCUCAUUCCUGGCCAACAAUUUCCUCUCAAGCACCCGGCAGGAGAUUCAGAGGGUGUACCUGGUGUUCUCCUUGGCUAUUUGCCUGGCAACACUCAUAGCAAGCACCAGAAAGUCCUGUGUCUUCAGCGUCGAGAUCGAAAUCCUAUACUGGAUGUAUUGGGGAGGCUACGUUUGCGUAUUUGGAUCUGCCCCUUGUUCUAUUCGACUUGGCACUGUGAGCCGAUGGGUCAUGACCGACUGGACCGGAGCAAUACUGUUUACUACUCACUGGAUCAUGACGUAUCACGGCAUAUGGUUCAUAACCUGGGGUUAUGACCAAGCGUUCUCGCGUAUGCCAUGCGGCACAUAUCACUUCUUCCUAAUUCCAGUACUGGAUCCGAGUGUGGGCUUCUGGGUUCUGAGAGACUUGCUGACCCUAACAGCGGCUCCGUGGUUUCCACACUUGCUGACGGCAUUCCCACUAGUCGCACUGCUCUUGCUACCGGAAGCAAAGCAUUCUAUGCAGGGGUCGGCUGCGUAUCAACUGUUUUUGUCCAAACUAGGAGCACCGGAACAUCAGCGUGCUAAUUCCACGAUCUCUGAACCGGAGCCUUCGAUUUGGCGGAUCAUCCGCAGCCUAAUCAAAAGAGCGCUGGGCGCACUCCGCAGGUUCUGUGCUUUGCCCACAGAGCGCCGAGGUGGCAUUCGUCUAGUCACGCCGGUGGACUUGAAGCAUCGAAGACUUCUCCGCAUCCGUUGGGCCACUACUGGGGUGCUGGCUUGUAUCCUGUCAGUCAUUGCCAUCGAGCUGAGCCUCCGAUGGAACAGAGUUCUGGGCGUGUAUUCGAUCACAUCCACGGGCCAAUACAUCCCUUUGAUCAUUGGCAUCGCGAGCUUCAUAUCGGUGUGCUGGGAUAUAAUCAGACAGGAAAGCGAGCGACGACGACGCCUGGCAUGCCAUCGAGCUGUGGGCGAGAUGGGCGAGGAGUACGAGCUACGCAGUCUCUCAAAUGGAAUCAGCCAUGCAUUCGCUCAGCCUGACGAGGAGUUCCUCAUGAGCGGUGCAUUGCCAGUCUCGCAGGACGAAGCUGAGGCCGACAUUGCUGAUGCUGGAUUCCUUCAACAAAAUUGA